This is a messenger RNA of Suncus etruscus (white-toothed pygmy shrew), 485 nucleotides long. RefSeq names its product DPY30 domain containing 2 (gene DYDC2). The record is from RefSeq and is a predicted model, not a curated record. The coding region runs from base 1 to 297 and encodes 98 amino acids. NCBI's taxonomy places the organism in Eukaryota, Metazoa, Chordata, Mammalia, Eulipotyphla, Soricidae. Gene Ontology annotation, cellular component: Set1C/COMPASS complex. The transcript has 3 exons.
AUGGAAACUGACUACCUGAAGAGGUGCUUUGGAAACAGCCUUACUAGAGCACUGGCAACGGUGGCAAUAGUUCGGCCCAGUGACCCCAUUGAAUACCUGGCUCACUGGCUGUAUCAUCACAGGAAAAUCACUGUAGCAAAAAAAGAGAGUGAGAAAGAGAGGAUUCAGCCAGAGGAAGAUGAUAAAAAACUCAAGGAAACCAUUCUGACAGAAAUGCUGAAACAAGAGGAGACUCAGAUACACAAGAUAGUAGUUUACUUGAAAUCAACUCUUCCUCUGAGAGAAUUCAUUCUUUGAGCAAUUGUUGGAAGAUGGUUGGGUAAGUAAGGUCUUAACUAAAAUUAUCAUCCCUUUUCUAUGUAUACUAUUUCAUUUCUAACACCAUGCUUCCUUGCUAAUAGGAAUCUAUGUAGCUAUAGAUAUAGAUCUUAGAAACAGAUCCCCAAAUUCCAUUCUGGUUUUCAUGGUGCCUUUAUUAAAUAAAA